Molecule: messenger RNA, 1377 nt
Organism: Xenopus tropicalis (tropical clawed frog)
Lineage: Eukaryota; Metazoa; Chordata; Amphibia; Anura; Pipidae
Gene: styxl1
Product: serine/threonine/tyrosine interacting-like 1
Exons: 10
Coding region: 319-1206 (295 amino acids)
Source: RefSeq, a predicted model, not a curated record
AUGGGACUGUUAGUAAUAAGAAAGAAUCCUGACAAGCUGCACUUUUAGCUUCUGUCCCGGUGUCAGACUGUAAUAGAACUCCAUGGGAACACAGAAAACCGUUUCUGAGUUCUCUUUGGUUUCCAACCACUUAGAAGCAUCAAGGUUUUGGCACGCUGUGCCCCUUUUCGCUCCAGCCUGUGUACGAUGGAGUUACCAGAACCAAAGAUGGCAGUCCGCACACUAAGGGUUGCAGCGCACUUUGAUGACGUCAUACUAUUGGUUACAGUCCCAGCGUCUUUAGCGACCGCUUCAAGCACAGGAUAAUAGGAUACUGAUAUGGCUGACUUAGUUUUAUGCAAACCAACAGAACUCUACAACAUCUUGAACCAAUCAACAAAGUUCUCCAGGCUGGCAGAGCCCAAUUAUUUGUGUCUUUUAGAUGCCCGUUCCAAGAGAGAGUACAAUGAGAGUCACAUUGUAACUGCCAGAAGGGCAAAGCAGGAUAAAGAUGAAAACUACUUGUUACCUGAAUCUGUAGAACUGGAAUGUGUUCGGUACUGUGUAGUGUAUGAUGGAAAUACUGCAUCUUUAAAUGAAACUGGUCCAGCUAUUAAAUGUUCCAGGGUUGUGGCACAGGUGUAUCGUUACCCUGUCUUAGUGCUGGAAGGAGGCUAUGAGCGAUUCUCUGCUUACUACCACUUCUUUAGGUCUCAGAAAGUGUUUUGGAUGCCCCAGGAAAUAGAGGAAUUUCUGUCUUAUCCUAUUGAAAUAAUCCCUGGUUUGCUGUACUUGGGUGAUCAAAGACAAGCUAAUGAUCGUCAUAUUCACAAGGAUUUGAAAAUUAAUGCUCAAGUAAAUGUUUCUCUAGAUCCAGAAAAAAAUCUUUCAUCUGAAGUGCACAAUGAACUGCAUAUCCCAGUCAUGGAUUCCUGUGAUUCAGAUCUUCUUAAAUUUUUCUCCAGAGCUUGUGAGUUUAUAGAUAAGCACAUGGGGACAAAUUCUGCAGUUCUUGUCUUCUCCAAGCUGGGAAUCAGCCGCAGUAGCACAGUGGUGAUAGCUUAUCUCAUAUAUUGCAAAAAGUACUUCUUAAAGGAGGCAUGGACCCAUGUCCUUACAUGCAAACCCAACAUGAGACCCAACAGAGGUUUUGUGAAGCAGCUGUCUGAGUGGGAGAACAUCAUUCUGGGACAGCAGAGCACAGACAUAGCUGACCCUCAUUACUGAUUUUCAGAUAUUUUUUAACAUUAAUUGACAGUAGACUAUGGUUCAAUUUGAUCCAGGCAACUGUAUAUAACAAUAUUACGUUUUCCAUUGUGGCAAAAUGAAAACAGUUCUUCAGGCCUCAUAUUUAACAGAGGUAACAGAACAGCAAUAAAAUGUGAGUAAACUACUGUA